Messenger RNA from Procambarus clarkii (red swamp crayfish), 942 nucleotides. NCBI's taxonomy places the organism in Eukaryota, Metazoa, Arthropoda, Malacostraca, Decapoda, Cambaridae. The record is from RefSeq and is a predicted model, not a curated record.
AUGGACCCCACUACUGCUGCUACAGUUAGUAUGGACCCCACUACUGCUGCUACAGUUAGUAUGGACCCCACUACUGCUGCUACAGUUAGUAUGGACCCCACUACUGGCUGCUACAUUAGUAUGGACCCCACUACUGCUGCUACAGUUAGUAUGGACCCCACUACUGCUGCUACAGUUAUUAUGGACCCCACUACUGCUGCUACAGUUAGUAUGGACCCCACUACUGCUGCUACAUUAGCAUGGACCCCACUACUGGCUGCUACAGUUAGUAUGGACCCCACUACUGCUGCUACAGUUAUUUUGAACCCCACUACUGCUGCUACAGUUAUUUUGAACCCCACUACUGCUGCUACAGUUAUUAUGGACCCCACUACUGCUGCUACAGUUAGUAUGGCCCCCACUACUGCUGCUACAGUUAGUAUGGCCCCCACUACUGCUGCUACAAACUAUGUACUUUCAACAGUCAAGAGUUUGGUGAGGGUGAGGCUAGUACAUAGGUCGCAUGUCAACCUUUCAACCAUCAAAUGGGGCGCCUGGCAACCAAUAAAUGGAGAGCCAAGUGCACAGGGACACAUGACAACCAAUCAACAGGACCUCAGGGGACACGACCCGACCAGCGACGACUCAUGGGGGCAGGAAUGGUCGUCUCUGGGGUCGUCUGAACACCCUGAUGAUGACUGGUCCUCCCUGAGGUCGUCUCAACACCCUGAUGAUGACUGGUCGUCUCUGGGGUCGUCUGAACACCCUGAUGAUGACUGGUCCUCCCUGAGGUCGUCUGAACACCCUGAUGAUGACUGGUCCUCCCUGGGGUCGUCUCAACACCCUGAUGAUGACUGGUCCUCCCUGAGGUCGUCUCAGCACCCUGACGAUGACUCCUCUGGCUCGCCCGGCGGAAGCAGCACCCAGAACAGGAACCAGAGGAGAGGAAAGGCGUGUAAUUAG